Messenger RNA from Gaeumannomyces tritici R3-111a-1, 183 nucleotides. RefSeq lists its product as hypothetical. Lineage: Eukaryota; Fungi; Ascomycota; Sordariomycetes; Magnaporthales; Magnaporthaceae. The record is from RefSeq and is a predicted model, not a curated record. The transcript has a single exon. Bases 1 to 183 code for a protein of 60 amino acids.
AUGGGCAAAAGUAAGGAAGACAUCGGAAAGUACGGUGUCCGGGUAGAAAACCCCAUCGCCGGUUCAGAGUGUGAACUUGAUAUCGGAGGAGGAUUUGAUAUGCAGGGCCAGGGUGCGUGGGAGAAGGGGGCCCACCGGGGGCAUCCACAGAGGGUCCCAGGGCUCGUGCCAGGUGGUGUCUGA